UGGAUUAUUUCUGCAGUACAGAUUCAGCCUACGCUCAUUUAAAACAAUCGCAGCUUAAGCUUGUAGAAAUGAGAAGUGGAAAGAACCAGAGGGAAAGUAUGGAUUAAAAGCAGAGGAAAAGCAAGCAGAAAGCCAAGGAAUUGGAAGCUUGUGGGGGAUAAAACAGCCUUCCCUGGUAUAAAAAUGUGGCUUCUGUGCCUCUGGGGGGAAAGUUUGGGCAUCGCUGGAGAGUCAACAACAAUAAGUGCCAACAUAGAUUUUGUUGCCACAGAGCAGAGUCUCAAGCAGAGAUCUGAGAAAGGAAGCAAGGAGGGAUUGAUCCUUUGGAUACCAAGCCCUUGUUUUGAAGGUGUUUGGGCUGCACAGAGGGUUGAAAGCUGUGCCCUCGCCUUCCAUGCUGUGCCCAGUUCCCCAGCUAAAUAUCCGCCCACCUUGCUGUCCUUUCCAGCUCAGCCACGCUCCCGGUCACUUUCCGGUGCCUGGAAGAAAACAAUGGCGUGGACAAGAGGGUCACUCGUUUUGUCUUGCCCGUGGGCGCCACCAUCAACAUGGAUGGCACCGCCUUGUACGAGGCCCUGGCUGCCAUCUUCAUUGCACAAGUCAACAACUACGAGCUCGAUUUUGGACAAAUCAUUACCAUAAGCAUUACUGCCACCGCGGCCAGCAUCGGGGCUGCUGGCAUCCCGCAAGCAGGCCUGGUGACCAUGGUGAUUGUGUUGACAUCAGUGGGGCUGCCAACGGAGGACAUCACACUGAUCAUGGCCGUCGACUGGUUUCUGUAAGUCGCUCAGGGGCAGAAACAGCCCUUCUGGGGCCAGGGAGAGUCUUUUGCCUUGAAGCGGGGGUUUCCCUGGCUUCUCUUGCAUCAAAGGACCGACUUGCCCUUUCCCACUGGGGGCCGAAUUCAAAUUCAGGGAGAUUCUGGAGGUGGAAUGGAACCAGUGUAUGCCUUCAGCUUUAAGCUCUUACCGCCAGUGAUGCACAUGCAAAAGCCAGGAAAUCACCAGGCAAAGGUGCCACAGAAAGUGGACUUGGCUGUUUCAGCAACUUCAGGGAUCCAGAGGUGGACCCCAAGACACCCUUUUUGAGACUCAGGGCCUACAGUUUCUCGCCUCAACCAGGUUACACUCUCAUCCUCAGGAGAGGGCAAUGACAAACCUCCUCUGAACAAAUAUGGCCUAGAACAUCCCAUGAUAGGUUCAUCU
Messenger RNA from Sceloporus undulatus (fence lizard), 1205 nucleotides. Its product is annotated as excitatory amino acid transporter 1-like. The transcript is spliced from 2 exons. Gene Ontology annotation, cellular component: plasma membrane. The record is from RefSeq and is a predicted model, not a curated record. Gene Ontology annotation, biological process: L-glutamate transmembrane transport. Bases 549 to 782 code for a protein of 77 amino acids. Gene Ontology annotation, molecular function: L-glutamate transmembrane transporter activity; neutral L-amino acid transmembrane transporter activity; glutamate:sodium symporter activity. Lineage: Eukaryota; Metazoa; Chordata; Lepidosauria; Squamata; Phrynosomatidae.